Molecule: messenger RNA, 3224 nt
Organism: Rubroshorea leprosula
Lineage: Eukaryota; Viridiplantae; Streptophyta; Magnoliopsida; Malvales; Dipterocarpaceae
Source: the annotation of a GenBank genome assembly
AUGAUGGCGACGGAGAAAGCUCAUAGCUUUGGAAGCCAACUCCUUGGAAGCUGCUUCUUUGAAGAAUAGGUGACACUUUGAUCGCCGGCGGUUACUUCCCGUUGAUUCUGGUUCUUCGUUAUUCUCUGCUUAACUCAAAUAUUCUGUUUCAAUUUUUCAAAAAAAAUUCAAGCUUUCGACUUCUGUUAUCCAUGUCGUCCGAUAUAAGCUAGUUUUUCUGCACUCCCAGUGUUCUCUGCCAGCGGACGCUCUGUUCGGCAACCGAAGCUUUUGUUUUCGUUUAAACUUUUUCUGGGUUCAUGGCGAAAUGCAGCAACUUUAGCAGAGAUCAUCACUGUGCGGAAUCCUUGGUGAUCGAUCUCGCGAGUUUGAUUCUGUGAUUGGGCGGAGAGGGAUGGGAACAGGUGGACUGUUACUGGAAACAGUGGGACCGCCAAUAAAGCGGCGAGCAGGGCUGAGGAGGAAACAAGCAGGAAGAGGUUCUUAUAGAGGAAGCUAGGCGCGGCGACCGGGGUGCGAAGGUUAGGGGCGGUUUGUGGUAUUGAGUAUUGAGCGAUUUUUUGUUGUUUUUAGGGGUGGGGGCGUUUUGGAGAAAUUUGUUUUAGUUUUCUGAGAGGAGAGAUAAAUGGGUACUACUGACUUGCAUCAGAUACUGAGAAGCCUCUGUCUAAAUACGGCGUGGAAGUACGCUGUCUUUUGGAAGCUCAAGCAUCGCUCUCGCAUGGUGCUGACUUGGGAGGAUGCAUACUAUGACAAAUGUGAGCAACAGGAUACUUCAGAGAAUAAGUGCCUUAGUGAGGCACCUGAAACCUUGCAUGGUGGACAUUAUUCACAUGAUCCUCUUGGGUUAGCUGUGGCAAAGAUGUCAUAUCAUGUGUAUUCUCUUGGGGAAGGAAUUGUUGGACGGGUGGCAGUUUCUGGAAGGCAUCAGUGGAUCUUUUCUAAUAAGCACGUUAACACUUCCUGUUCAUCCUUUGAGUUCUGUGAUGGUUGGCAAAGCCAGUUUGCAGCUGGGAUCAGAACCAUUGUAGUUGUUGCUGUUGUUCCACAUGGAGUGGUGCAGCUUGGUUCUUUAAGUGAAGUGAUUGAGGAUGUGAACGUUGUGAGGUACAUCAGAGAUGUCUUUUUAGCCCUUCAAGAUUCUUCAGUGGGGCAUUUGACCUCUCCAAUUGAAUGUAAUAUGAAGAUUCCCAUGGCUCAGCCAGAUUUACAUAUAAAUGGUUUAGCUUCAGAUGUUUUUUCUCUUGAUAAAGCUGUAAACAAAGAGGGGCAAAAUGAUUUCUUUCCUGAGUUUUCAUACUUUCAGAAGCAUAGCCAUAGUUCAUAUGUUUUUCCUAUGUCUGAUUUUUGUCCACAAAGUGCGGUUGAAGUUAUUAAUAAGAAUGAAGGGGUUAAAUUAUCCACAGAAGAGAGUGGUGAGAACAUAAAAUUAUUGACAACAAGGUCAGACAUUGCCAAUUUGGAGAGUCAAGAUAAAGUAGGGAUGGCGUUGAUUGGCGACAGAUUGUGUGAAGGGGAGACUAGUGGCUGGAAAAAUGUGGUUGUGAAAUCAGAGGAAAAUGUCUCUGAUAAUUCUGUUAUGACCAGUGUAAAUUUUUUUAAUGUUGCACUUCAAGCUGAAGAAUUUGGAGUAGGUCUUUCAUGCUUUGAUUCAAAUCUCCAUGACUCUGCUCUAAGUGAUGGAGUUAAGUCAGACGACAUGGAAUUUUGUCAAACUGAGGGAUUGAAAAUUUCAGAAUCAUCAGACUUGAAAUUUCAGAAGGAUUUUGAGAAGUUGGAGAGUCAAAAUGGUUUUAACCACUUAGACUCAAUGAACACUUUAACAUUCACUGCUGGCUGUGAGCUUUAUGAAGCCCUAGCACCAGCUUUUCUGAAAAGGAGCAUCUCUGCUAAUUGGAAAGCAGAGAAUACUGAAGCUGGUGCAAAUAUUGAAAUGCCAGAGGGGAUGAGCUGCAGCCAACUUACAUUUGAAUCUGGCUCAGAGAAUCUUCUAGAAGCAGUAGUAGCUAAUGUUUGCCAUAUUAAUAAUAAUAUGGAAAGUGAGAAAUCUUUCUGCAGAUCAGUGCCAUCAACGUUGACAGAUGAAGAUAAUCAAGAGCCUUCAAGCCAAACCAAGUGCACUAUUAAUUCAGCUGUUUAUUCAAGUGAUCACCCCUCUCUUAUGGAAAAGAACACACGACACCACAUGAAUUCUGUGGAGUUUUGUGGUGCAAUGUCUUCAAAAGGUUUUUCCUCAACUUGUCCAAGUACUUGUAGUGAACAGUUGGAGAGGUCUUCAGAGCCAGUAAAGAACAACAAGAAGAGGACAAGACCUGGAGAAAAUGGUAGGACUAGGCCAAGGGACAGGCAACUUGUUCAAGAUCGUAUUAAGGAGCUGAGGGAGCUUGUGCCUAGUGGUGGAAAGUGCAGUAUAGAUUCAUUGCUGGAGCGCACCAUCAAACACAUGCUCUUUCUGCAAAGCAUCACUAAGCAUGCUGACAAGCUCAGCAAAUGUGCCGAAUCAAAGAAUCAUUACAACAAAACAGGCACACAAGGAUUAUCCAAAUAUGAACAAGGUUCAAGCUGGGCAGUAGAGGUGGGAAGCCAUCUAAAAGUUUGUUCAAUAAUAGUGGAGAAUUUGAACAAGAAUGGGCAUAUGCUUGUAGAGAUGUUGUGUGAGGAGUGUAGUCAUUUUCUUGAGAUAGUAGAGGUGAUUAGAAGCCUGGGUCUAACAAUCUUAAAAGGGUUUACAGAAGCACAUGGUGACAAGACUUGGAUAUGUUUCGUGGUUGAGGGGCAAAACAACAGAGUGAUGCAUAGGAUGGAUAUCUUAUGGCCUCUUGUGCAAAUAUUGCAAUCCAAGGCCACAGGCUAGUCAAAGUGAGUUGACACAUCUUGGAGACUACCAUAUUGGCUCCUGUAUAAUAUGUUGCAAGUGAUUAGUGAUUUUUCUUUGGAACUAUGGUUUCUGCAUCAAUAAUCCCCAGUUCCCAUGGAAAAAGUAAUUAAGAAUGGGGAUAGAAAGUGAUAAGUGAAACUAAAUACAUGCUGUGUCAAGGGUGUUUUGUUCUUUCUUGAUAGUGUGCUUGAAGAUGUAGUCUAUUAUUUUCUCUUCUUUUCCAAAGUUUCACUGGACAUGGUUCAUCUGUUCUAAAGUUUGACAAUUGAAAUUUCAUGGUUGUGCCUUUUUGCCCUUGCUUUUUCUGUGUUUCUCUGUUAGUUGCACAUCUCCAGGGGGAAGUCUA